CUCUCCUCCCGGCAGCCAUGACCUCAGAAGAAUCGUUAAGUUCCGGCCCCACGGCCACUCCCCACUCAAGCGGCUCCUCGCUGGGGCCGAUCACCUCCCUCUCCUCGUCGGCCGUCCAGCCGGUGGUCUCAUCGCCACCCUCCGGCCUCGGGGUCUUCUCAUCGGCCGAGGCGGCGCCGGUGUCGGUUGUGUUCCCUGCGGGCGGGGCCACCACCGCCCCGACCGGCCCGGCCGCCGCUGCCACCCCGGCCGCCGCUGCCACCAUGGCGCCGGCCCAAAAUUCCAACCUGUCAAAAUUCGUCAUGGGCGGCCUGGCCGGCAUGGGUGCCACCUGCUUCGUCCAGCCCAUGGACCUGAUUAAGACGCGCAUGCAGCUGGCCGCGUCCACCCCCGGCGCGCCGAAGAUCGGCACCUUCCAGGCGAUCUCGGCCAUCGCCAAGGCCGACGGCCUGCUCGGCAUGUACAACGGCCUCUCCGCCGGCCUUCUCCGCCAGGCCACCUACACCACCACCCGUCUCGGGGUGUACGCCGUCCUCGAGGAGGCCUUCACCACCGAGAACAGCAAACCCUCCUUCGCCACGCGGGCCUUCUGCGGCAUGGUGGCCGGCGCCGUGGGCGCCAUCGUCGGGACACCGGCCGAAGUGGCCAUGGUCCGCAUGAUGGCCGACGGCCGGGCGCCGGUGGCCGAGCGCCGGGGCUACCGCAAUGUCUUCGAUGCCCUGGUGCGGGUGGUCCGCGAGGAGGGUGUCCUGACGCUGUGGCGUGGCGCCGGGCCGACGGUCGGCCGCGCGGUCGUCCUGAAUGCCGCCCAGCUGGCCACCUACUCGCAGUUCAAGCAGGUGCUCGGCCUCGGGCCGCUGCACCUGGAUGGCCUGCCACUGCAUGUGACGGCGUCCCUCCUGUCCGGGCUCGUGGCCACGGCCGCCUCGCUGCCGAUCGACAUCACCAAGACCAAGCUCCAGAACAUGACCAUCGGUCCGGACGGCCGCGCCGAGUUCCGCGGCGCGUUCGACGUCAUCCGGUCGGUCGUCCGGUCGGAGGGGCCGCUCGGCCUGUGGAAGGGCUUCACGCCGUACUUCAUGCGCCUCGGCCCGCACACGGUUCUCACCUUCGUCAUCCUGGAGCAGCUGAAUGCCUUCUACCGCGGCGGCGCCCGGUGAUCAUCAUCCUUGUGCGAGUGAGAGCGGUGCCUUUCUUUCUUUGAGGCCCGGCCUCUCCCUCCCUCCCCUCGCCCUUCGCUUCUAGUGAGAGGCGAGGUCUCGGGGGCGCGGGGGGGCCACCCGCCAUGUGGCCUAUCGGCGCGGCGAUUCGUGGAUGUGGGGACUGUGUGUGGUGUCGAGAGCAAGAGCGCGAGGGAGAUGCAGGCCCGCCCGGGGCGAGGACCCAGAGACACACACAUUCACACCUACCCACCCGGAGUGGCGAGGCCAUGAGCGCCAGGGCGCGAUCUUGGCGAGCACAAGCGCACGCGGGCCGAGAGAUCUCAGCCGCGCCCCCAUUGCCCCCGGUGGUGUACCUUCCUUCUCCGUGCCCUGCCACCCCCACCUCUCUCCCUCUCCCUCUUCUCUAUGGAGGUCUCCGCAUCUUCUCCUCCC
Fonticula alba is the source of this 1595-nucleotide messenger RNA. RefSeq lists its product as hypothetical. Bases 18 to 1160 code for a protein of 380 amino acids. Gene Ontology annotation, biological process: oxaloacetate transport; thiosulfate transport; succinate transmembrane transport. NCBI's taxonomy places the organism in Eukaryota, Rotosphaerida, Fonticulaceae. Gene Ontology annotation, molecular function: succinate transmembrane transporter activity; antiporter activity; sulfate transmembrane transporter activity. The record is from RefSeq and is a predicted model, not a curated record. The transcript has 2 exons.